Eucalyptus grandis is the source of this 1377-nucleotide messenger RNA. RefSeq names its product GDSL esterase/lipase At5g45910. The record is from RefSeq and is a predicted model, not a curated record. NCBI's taxonomy places the organism in Eukaryota, Viridiplantae, Streptophyta, Magnoliopsida, Myrtales, Myrtaceae. Gene Ontology annotation, molecular function: hydrolase activity, acting on ester bonds. The coding region runs from base 1 to 1122 and encodes 373 amino acids. The transcript has 6 exons.
AUGGCUGAGGAAUCUAUGGCUGAACUCCAUGAAGAUACUAGUCUUUUCUUGCUCUGCUGCCUCUCUUCAAAGUCCGUUUUGUCGAGCCCUGGGCGCUAUGAAGCAAUCUUCAACUUCGGCAACUCUCUGAGUGACACCGGAAACUUCCUACUUUCUGGGGCACUUGCAUUUCCAGGCAUAAAAAAUCUUCCUUACGGUGAGACAUUCUUCCACCACCCAACCGGUCGAUGCUCAAACGGACGGCUCAUGAUUGAUUUCAUAGCUGAAGUAUUUGGGCUGCCGUUUCUUCCACCAUAUCUCGCAGUAGCCAAAGGUCCACCUGUUCGUACUGGAGUGAACUUCGCAGUUGUUGGUGCCACAGCACUCGACCCGUCUUUCUUCUAUGCUCAGAAGAUUGGGCCACUCUUGUGGACCAAUGACUCAUUGAGUGUUCAGCUUGGCUGGUUCAAGAAUUUGAAGAAGUCUCUCUGCACCACCAAACAAGAAUGUGAUGACUACUUCAAGAAGUCCCUAUUUUUGGUGGGGGAGAUGGGUGGCAAUGACUACAUCUUUCCCUUUAUUUUUGGUCUAAGUGUUAAACAGCUACGUGCUUGGGUACCACAAGUCGUUGGAGCAAUCGCCCGUGCCAUCCGUAUACUGAUAGAAGAAGGAGCCGUGGAUAUGGUGGUCCCAGGACAGUUUCCAGUAGGCUGCUCCGCCGUGUUUCUAACUUUGCUUCAUAGCCCUAACAAAUCGGCAUAUGACCCAAGUGGGUGUCUCAAGGCUUAUAAUGCUUUCUUCGAGUACCACGAUAACUACCUCAAGCAAGAAUUGCAAAAAUUGAGAGAGGAAUACUCUCAUGCAAGAAUUAUGUAUGCUGAUUAUUAUGGUGCCUCCAUACCUCUUUAUCGCACUCCAAAACACUAUGGCUUUUACGGAGGGGCACUAAGGGCUUGUUGUGGAGGAGGUGGUCCAUACAACUACAAUAAUUCAGCAAGUUGUGGUAACCCCGGCUCAACUGCUUGCGAAGAUCCAUCGGCCUUCGUCGAUUGGGAUGGGAUUCACUUGACCGAGGCUGCUUAUCAUUUCGUCUCCAAACGGUUGUUCUAUGGAGGCUUCACAUCUCCACCGCUCUUAUCUUAAUCUAAUAACUGAAAUUACACACAAACCUCAUGUCGAUAGUUGCGUCUAUCGAAGGUUAGUUGCACAUUUUCAGAAUAACGGAGUUUGAUAUAUCCCAUGUAUAAGUAGAUCUUACGUAUGUUUUUUUUUUUUUUUUUUUGGUAAGGAUCUUACGUAUGUUUGUUUGUAAGUUUAUCUUCCAAAUUUACACCCUGUUUGUCUAGAUCGAAUUUACUAUGUACGAGGUCUUCUCAUAUUUUGCCGUAUUGGACAUAA